UGAUCAGGUUCUUUCACUUGAGAUAGUGCUAAUUGAGUUUUCAGGGCUUGUUUAGUUGAGUUAAAUACACCUUCCUUUUUUAUUUCAUGAUUUCAAAUGCACCUUGUUUUCUCCAUAUUCAGGUCAAAUGAGUAGUUUGAUAUUUUCCUGAUUAAGGAAUUUUUACAGGAACCCUAAAACUAUGACAGUGUGCCUAAACUCUCUCUUGAGACAUCAGUCCGCCUUCAGCAUUGAUAAUCUUUUAUUUAUAUAGAGUUCUCAGAAUUAUUUCGUUUUAUUAUCAUUCUCAUAAUCAUAGUUGAGCUUAGUAGCCUAAUCUCUCACCCUUUCAACUUUUGUCUGGAAUUAUUCAAAAUUUAUCUCUUUUCUUCCAAUCAUCGUUAGAAUCUUAAGCUUCACAGAAUUUUUUGCUUUCUUAGAACAAAUGGGAUUUAACUCUAAAUUUUUUAGAAUUAAGUCAAGUUAUUAUAAAGAAAGAGAUAUCAUAUUUGACUUUGGAAGAGCCAAGUCAUUCCUUUUAAUAUUUAGAUCUCAAAACAUCUUAUCUCGAUUAUUUUCUAGGAUUCAUCUAACAAGCCUCAGAACUUUAUGUGCUCAACUAAGUUACCUAAUGCUACAUUUGGAGAUCAAAACAUAAAUUCCCUAAAAACAUUCCUGUUUUGUAUCCUCUCAAUUUAAUUACUAGACAAAUAAUCAGCAGCUUGAAUUUCAUUCAAAAGGAGCUUAAUUAGAUUCUCAAUCCUGAGCCCAUCGACAUAUGAAAAAAUUCAGAAAAUUACUUCAAAAUCUCCAAGAACCAACGGAGCAUGAGUUAUCUCUUUGCUCUCUAAUAACUUCAGCUAAGAAAUUCCCGGAGUGUCAAAAAGAAAUGACAGAAAUAUGAUCCUUUGACUGUUGAAAGGUAGCAGGUUGUAGCUUUCAAUCUAGCUUUGACAUCUAGUCUACCAAUAUUAUAAUCCACAGUUCUUAUGAAGAAAGUAAAUUAACAAAAGUUUUAAGAAUUGGGCGAAUUUAUCAAAAACAGAUCUUGUAGGUUUGUUAUGACAGAUCUACUUAUGAGUGCUAUCAACCAAGUACUGCACUUUUGAUGCCCAUUAAACUAUACUAGUUUGCUUUUAUAUAGCAAGGUAGAUAUAACUUCAGAAUAUUUAAACCCAAUAAGUUCUUUCACAGAAGGACGUU
Molecule: messenger RNA, 1182 nt
Organism: Moneuplotes crassus
Lineage: Eukaryota; Ciliophora; Spirotrichea; Euplotida; Euplotidae
Source: the annotation of a GenBank genome assembly